Molecule: messenger RNA, 2860 nt
Organism: Peromyscus maniculatus bairdii (prairie deer mouse)
Lineage: Eukaryota; Metazoa; Chordata; Mammalia; Rodentia; Cricetidae
Source: RefSeq, a predicted model, not a curated record
CAUUUCUCUUGCAAGGUGAUAUGCCACCUAAAGUGACUUGGAAUUUACAUUAUAAUGUCUAUAUCAUGAAAUAAGUGUGGGAGCACCAGAAUUAUAUGACUAUACUGUCAAAGUUGUAUACAUUUACAAUGUUGUCCAUAUCAUGCUUUCUGUUGUACACAUGUAUGGGAUAUUUUAGAAUACAGUGACCUAUGAUGAUGUACAUGUUGACUUCACUUGGGAAGAGUGGACUUUGCUGGAUCCAUCUCAGAAGACUCUAUAUAAAGAUGUGAUGCUGGAGACCUACAGUAACCUCACUGCUAUAGGAUACAGUUGGGAAGACCAUACUAUUGAAAAACACCAUCAAAGUACUACAAGACAUAAAAGCAGAUAUGAAAGAAGCCAUAUUGGAGAGGAACCUUCUGUAUAUACUCAAUAUAGUAAAGUCUUUGCAUAUGACAGUCACCUUCAAAGGAACAGAAGAACACAUACUGGAGAGAAACCCUAUGAAUGUAAUCAGUGUGGUAAAGCCUUUGCAUCUCACAGAAAUCUGCGAAUACAUACAAAAACACAUACUGGAGAGAAACCCUAUGAAUGUAAUGAAUGUUGUAAAGCCUUUGCACAAAAGCGUCUUCUUCAAAGACAUGAAAGAACACAUACUGGAGAGAAACCCUAUGAAUGUAAUCAAUGUGGUAAAGCCUUUGGACAAAAAGAGUAUCUUAAAAUGCAUAAAAGGACGCAUACUGGAGAGAAACCCUAUGAAUGUAAUCAGUGUGGUAAAGCCUUUACACAACAGGGUUCUCUUCAAAUGCAUAGAAGAACACAUACUGGAGAGAAACCCUACGAAUGUAAUCUGUGUGGUAAAGCCUUUAGACAACAGGGUUCUCUUCAAAAGCAUAAAAGAACACAUACUGGAGAGAAACCCUAUGAAUGUAAUCAGUGUGGUAAAGCCUUUGGACAAAAGUAUCUUCUUCAAAAACAUAAAAGAACACAUACUGAAGAGAAACACUAUGAAUGUAAUCAGUGUGGUAAAGCCUUUGGGCAAAAGAGUCAUCUUCAAAAACAUAAGAGAAAACAUACUGGAGAGAAACCUUAUGAAUGUAAUCAAUGUGGUAAAGCAUUCUCUACACAGAAAAUUCUCCAAUUACAUAGAAGAACCCAUACUGGAGAGAAACCCUAUGAAUGUAAUGUGUGUGGUAAAGCCUUUACACAAAAGAGUUAUCUUCAAAUUCAUAAAAGAACACAUACUGGAGAGAAACCCUAUGAAUGUAAUCUGUGUGGUAAAGCCUUUACACAACAGGGUUCUCUUCAAAUGCAUAAAAGAACACAUACUGGAGAGAAACCCUAUGAAUGUAAUCAGUGUGGUAAAGCCUUUGGGCAAAAGAGUCAUCUUCAAAAACAUAAAAGUACACAUACUGAGGAGAAACCCUAUGAAUGUAAUCUGUGUGGUAAAGCCUUUACACAACAGGGUUCUCUUCAAAGACAUAAAAGAACACAUACUGGAGAGAAACCCUAUGAAUGUAAUCAGUGUGGUAAAGCCUUUGGACAAAAAGUGUAUCUUAAAAUGCAUAAAAGAACACAUACUGGAGAGAAACCUUAUGAAUGUAAUCAAUGUGGUAAAGCAUUCUCUACACAGAAAAGUCUCCAAUUACACAGAAGAUCCCAUACUGGAGAGAAACCCUAUGAAUGUAAUCAGUGUGGUAAAGCCUUUGCAUUGCCCAAUAAUUUCCAAUUGCAUAAAAGGUCACACACUGGGGGCUGGAGAGAUGGCUCAGUGGUUAAGAGCACUGGCUGUUCUUCCAUAGGUCAUGAGUUCAAUUCCCAGCAACCACAUGGUGGCUCACAACCAUCCAUAAUGAGAUCUGUUGUCCUCUUCUGACCUGCAGGUGUAUAUGCAGACAGAAUACUGUAUACAUAAUAAAUAAAUAAAUCUUUAAAAAAAAAGUUCAAGGCCAAGGUCAACAAGAUGCUCAGUAUAAAAGUGUUCACCAUGCAAACCCAAUGGCCUAAAUUCAAUCCCUGGGUCUCAUGGUGGAAGGAGAGAACCAGUUGCCAUCAUAACAUACCGUGCACAUACACAAACACACACACAUGCAAACACCAUUACUACUUAAAAAAAAAAGUCACACACUGGAGAGAAACCUUAUGAAUGUAAUCAAUGUGGUAAAGCCUUUGCAUUGCAUAGUAGUCUCCAGCCACAUAGAAGAAAACAUUCUGGUGAGAAACCCUAUAACUGUAAUCAAUGUAGUAAAGCAUUCUCUGCAGAGAAAGUUCUCAAAUUACACAGGAGAACCCAUAGUGGAGAGAAAUCCUAUGAAUGUAAUCAAUGUGGUAAAACCUUUAUACAACAGUGUAAUCCUCAGACACAUAAAACAUACUGGAGAGAAACCCUAUGAAUGUAGUCAAUGUGGUAAAGCCUUCUCUAGACACAAUAAUCUCCAAGCACAUAGAUGAACACAUACUGGGGAGAAACCAUAUGAAUGUAAUCAUAUGUGGUAAAGCCUUUGUAUAACAGGGUGGUCUUUAAAUUUAUAAAAGAACCCAUUCUGGAGAGAAACCCUAUGAAUGUAAUCAGUGUGGCAAAGCCUUCUCUAAACAGAGUAAGCUCCAAAAACAUAGAAGAACACAUACUGGAAAGAAACCCUAUGAAUGUAAUCAAUGUGGUAAAGCCUUCACUACACAGAGUAGUCUCCAAGCACAUAAAAGAACACAUACUGGAGAGAAACCCUAUAAAUGUAAUCAAUGUGGUAAAAUCUUUGUCUAUGCUAGUAGUCUUCGAAACCAUUUGAAAAAAUCAUACUGCAAAAACCUUAUAAAUGUCGUCAGUGUUGUAAAAUUUGCAUUUUAUACAGAAAUAAACUUUUUGUGUGCAAUCAAUCUA